AUGUCCCAUCUGCAACCCCCCAAACACGAACUUCCGCGAGAAGAUCUAGCCGAUAGCGAAAAAAACAAAUCCGGACCUGGAACAUACAAUGCCGAUUGCGCCCUCGAAACCCUAGGAUACACUCCAGAGCUCUCCCGCAACCGUUCUACCUGGAAUGUCGUUUUUAUGUGCUUCAUCCUAUCCUCCGUACCUUACGGACUGUCAACCACCUUCACAUACCCCUUGGCGGGUGGAGGUCCUGCUAAUGUCAUUUGGGGUUGGGUGGCCGUGUGCCUGAUCAUUCUCUGCGUAGCUGUAUCGCUAGCCGAGAUCACUUCGGUCUUUCCCACCGCCGGGGGUGUCUACUACCAGACCUUCGUCUUGUCCCCUGUCUGGUGUCGGCGCAUCUUCUCCUGGAUCUGUGGCUGGGCCUACACGACUGGCCAAAUAAUGAUCACACUGUCAGUUAAUUUCUCAACCACACAAUUUUUCGUCGCUAGUCUCAAUGUCUUCGAGAAGUCACCCGGGGUCGGUAUCUGUGACCAUUUUGAGGCUUACCAUGUGUUCUUAAUUUUUCUGGCGAUUACUCUUUUGUGCCAUGCAAUUCCUGCCUUCGGUAACAAAUGGCUCCCCUGGCUAGAGCAAUUCGCCAUCUUUUGGACUAUAGCCGGCGUGAUUGCUAUUGUGGUCUGUACUCUGGUUCUGGCCAAGGAAGGUAGACACUCGGCCGACUGGGUAUUCACACAUUUCGAGCCGCUGAGCGGCUGGCCUACGGGCUGGUCGUUUUGCGUGGGUCUCCUGCAGGCCUCAUGGGCCACCUCAGCCACAGGGAUGAUCGUUUCAAUGUGUGAGGAGGUGCGCGAACCCGCCGUCCAAGUACCCAAGGCUAUGGUCGGAACCAUAGUGAUCAAUUUUAUCGCCGGUUUGACACUGUUGAUUCCUCUCUGUUUUGUCCUGCCGGAUUUGAAUAAACUGAUUGCAUCGGGCCAACCGGUGCCCCUGACCUUGAAAUCUGCCACUGGCAGUUCCGCCGGCGCCUUCUGCUUGCUCGUCCCAUUGCUAGUACUAGGAGUUAUCUGUGGUGUUGGCUGUGCGACAGCCACAAGUCGAUGCACAUGGGCGUUUGCGCGCGACGGCGCAAUCCCUGGAUCCAAAUGGUGGAAGGUUGUCAACAGGCGUCUAGAAAUUCCACUGAAUGCUAUGCUUCUGGGCAUGAUCAUUGAAAUUCUGUUGGGAUUGAUUUAUUUUGGAUCCAGCGCGGCAUUCAGUGCCUUCUCUGGUGUGGGCAUUAUAUUGCUGACUCUGAGCUACGGAUGCCCUGUGGCGGUAUCGCUGAUUCUACGUCGUCGCCAAGAUCUCAAGCACGCUGGUUUCAAUUUCGGUCAUCUGGGUACAUUCUGCAAUAUCGUUACUGUUGGGUGGACCCUACUGGCUAUUCCCUUGUUCUGCAUGCCGACUAACAAAAGUGUCACUGUCAACACUAUGAACUAUGCAGUUGUCGUCUUCAUGGGUAUUGUGCUUAUCUCAGGAGUAUGGUACUGGGUCUGGGGGCAUAAAAACUAUGCUGGUCCACCCACAGAGGGCGUUGAUGCUUAUGCCAAGGAGUCCUAA
Messenger RNA from Penicillium expansum, 1590 nucleotides. Its product is annotated as Amino acid/polyamine transporter I. Gene Ontology annotation, molecular function: transmembrane transporter activity. The record is from RefSeq and is a predicted model, not a curated record. Gene Ontology annotation, cellular component: membrane. Gene Ontology annotation, biological process: amino acid transport; transmembrane transport. The transcript has 4 exons. NCBI's taxonomy places the organism in Eukaryota, Fungi, Ascomycota, Eurotiomycetes, Eurotiales, Aspergillaceae. Bases 1 to 1590 code for a protein of 529 amino acids.